Molecule: messenger RNA, 2393 nt
Organism: Lucilia cuprina (Australian sheep blowfly)
Lineage: Eukaryota; Metazoa; Arthropoda; Insecta; Diptera; Calliphoridae
Gene: TBC1D23
Product: TBC1 domain family member 23
Exons: 3
Coding region: 186-2321 (711 amino acids)
Biological process (GO): retrograde transport, endosome to Golgi
Cellular component (GO): trans-Golgi network
Source: RefSeq, a predicted model, not a curated record
AACAAAUAGAAAAAAAACGAAGUCAAAUAAGAAAAUUUUAAAGAAAUUUUCUCAAUGUUUUUGGCAAUUUGAAUUGUUUUCCAUAAUUAAAUCUAACUGUUAUUAUUAAAAUUUCAAAACUUAUGGUGUCUUGUUUCAUGUUAUUGUAAAGAAGUUACAUAUUAUACAAAGAUUGUUAAUAAAAAAUGGAUGACAAUUUGUGGCUCAUAGAAUUGGAGUCUGCUCUAUUGGACGACUGCAAUGUCAAUGACAUUUAUGCGAUAUGCCAAGGUAAAGCAAUACCUGAGGCGCUUAGACCAGAUGUAUGGCAAGUGUGUCUGGAUGUAAGACACAAAAGUGACCAGAUGUCUCUGUUUAAUGAGAUUUACGACUUGCCUUUUCAAAACAAAUUACGUGAAGACUGCCACAAAAUGGUGGAACGUAUAGGCAAUGAUGACGAGGAUAAAGUCUCGGUUUUAUCGGAUCUAGAAUCAAUUUUAACAUUUUAUUGCAAAAAUCGUAAUCUUCAAUAUGAAAGCGACAAUGGUUGGAUUGAAUUGCUGCUGCCGUUGUUGGCCCUAAAACUAAAUCGUUCCGAUACCUACAAUCUCUUCGAAGCCAUACGUGACAACUAUAUACCCAAGGGCUGCAAACCAAAAGGAAAUGUUUUUCAUGUCUUUCGCUUGCUAAUACUUUAUCAUGAUCCAGAGUUAUGUACCAUGUUGGAUACCAAAAAGAUUUCACCCGACUUGUAUUCGCAGCAGUGGUUUCAAUGCAUAUUUGCCUCUAGCUGUGGUUUAUCCGUAAUACUUUCCAUGUGGGAUUUGUAUUUCCAACAUGCUGAUCCAUUUUUAGUAUUUUUCUUGGGUUUGAUUAUUCUUAUUAAUGGACGAGAUCAAAUUUUAGCCAUGAAAGAUGCUCCCAAAGAAAGUAUUAUUAAAUUUUUAUCCAAUAUGCCUUGUGCUUUGGAUACCGAUGAUGUAGUUGAUUUUUGCUCAUUGGCUCAAUACUAUUCAAUGAAAACACCCAGUUCAUUUAAAACUGAUUUCCUUAAGGCUUUGUAUGGUAAACAAAACGAAAAGAGAACCCAAGAGGAACCUUGUCUAGUGUCACAGGCACUAUGUCUUCCCGUUUCCGUUUAUGAAUUAGUAGAAAAUUCAUCGAUUGAUUUAACAUCACCGGAUGCUGUACGCUUCUUUUUAGUUGACUGUCGGCCAGCAGAUCAAUACAAUGCCGGCCAUCUUUCUACAGCUUUUCAUUUAGAUUGUAAUUUAAUGCUGCAAGAACCGGUAGCAUUUGCUACCGCCGUCCAAGGCUUGUUAUCAGCGCAACGUCAAUCUAUAGAGGCCAAUUCAAAUGCUGGUGGUGAGCAUUUAUGUUUUAUGGGCAGUGGUCGUGUUGAAGAGGAUCAGUAUACACAUAUGGUGGUAGCCUCAUUUCUACAAAAGAACACCCAAUAUGUGUCACUGCUUAGUGGUGGCUAUAAUGCUAUACACGACUAUUUUGGUGAUCAUAUGGCUGAUUGUCUAGAGGAUCAUGAUCCUAAAAAAUGUAUGGUAUGCUGUAAGAGUAGCUCUACAGAAAUACAGGGCGUACAAAUGAGAUCUAAGGCAGGACAAGCAAAAAGAGAUGCAAAUAGUAAACAAGGUUCUUCCUCGGAUUUCUUUAAUCGCUUCUCUCAAGUAAUGAAAUUGAAAUCGGCCGAAGUUAAAGGCAAACUAUUAGACAUUAUUGUGAAUCCUACAAAUGGUGCUAGUGCCACAACAGCCACCGGUGAGGCUGGUACUCAAGCAGCUGUACAACAACGUCAUGUCUCAGCAGCUGAUAGAAAUGGUAAACGUUAUCGCAACGUGGCACCUGUUUUCAGUAUUGAUGACGAACACGAUGGUGACUUAGAAGGAGGAAAUAAUAUACAAGACGACAACCGGGAUUCACCCGCAAAUGCAGCAACAAAAUUACCGGGUGAUGCUAAAGAAAUUGUUACCUUAAAUAACUAUUUAAAAUCUCCCGACAUUAUGAAUGCUUUCAAAUGUCAAGAAGUGCACAUCAAUGGCUAUAUGUAUGAUUCGCAUUUGAUUAUAACACCCACACAUUUGAUAGUGUUACGUGAAUUGGGCAAGGGUCAAGCACAGAUUAUAGUACGACGUCCUUUAGCGAGUAUUGUUAAAAUUACCGCCAAAAAAAGGCAUCGUGAUUUAAUCACAUUCAAAUACGGUUUUCCCGAUGGUGAUGGUCUUCUUAUAACCGAUAUGGAUCGUUUUCUAAUACCAAAUGCUAGUGAAGCUACAGCUAUAGUAUCUAAGCAUAUUGUUCAGACAUUGGAUGGUUCUAAAUUAACGUAAUUGUUGUGUAAUUUUACGUAGAUUUUUAGAAUAAAAGUAAAACAAAAUAUAUUAGAGCAAGAAAUCCAAAAA